CUCCUUCUCCCUGUUUUUUUUCCGAGCAAAUAGUUAUCUCUGCAUUCGUUCUUUUUCCCUCAACAAUUUUCGCACCUCUAGUCUGAUUCCCGCAUCUAUUCUCUUUUUCGUUUCUUAUACGCACUCGCGCACAGCAUAUAUAGGAUUGUAUCACAGCACAUGGAUAACAGGCUGGCAAACGCGCAGAGGCGGUUCACGCUGAACAGCAGCGCACACGCCGCAGAGUUCAGCCGUCGCAACAGCACACGCCACCAGAGAGCCAAAAGCAUGGGCAUACAGGAUGGGCACGCACGCGACCCGCCCCGUCCGCGAAUGCCUGGUAUGCCUGCUACAGCAAACGCGGUGCCCGGACACCGGCGCUCGCGUUCUACCGGCAUUGUUAACACAACCAUUGACGCCGAUUACCACCACCCGAUGCCCACAGACGAACAACAGUCGCGUGGCCGGCGCGGGUUUUUAGGAAUCGGCUUUCGUCGUUCAAAGAGCCAGUCAGGCAGGCGGCGGUCGCAACACCAGCCGACGCAUGACGAACACGGUAGAUCCCGCACAUGGACCAAAGAGGACGUAGAUAUGCUGGAAGAGCUAACUGCCAUUGCGUGGGCCGGUGGCCAGAUCGUCAACUUCAACACCAUUUCCAAGGAAAUGAACCGUACAGCCAAGGACGUCCAAGAGAUGCUCAGGCAGCAGAUGCGCACGCUCUUGUAUGUGAGUGGCCAUGACUUUUUGAGCGAGUUUCCCCGGGCAAUCGUUUUACAGUGGGCUGGUAUCGAGUUCCCCGACGACCCUUUACUGGGCAGCUAUCCGGCACAGGAGGCACGCAAACUGCUGAUGCGCGAAUCGUGCAUUUCUAGCCUGCUGUGCCGCGCUCCACGCCAGGUCAUCCCAGAGGUUCCGAUUAUUGCAAACACGCGGUUUGACCGGAACCAUGUCCCGGGCGACCUAUACGACGAGAUUCGGGCACAGGAUACUCGGUACAGGGCACAGAACGCACUCCAGGAGGUUCAGCACGACGACACUGACUUGCGGUCGUCGCGGACUACGCAGCGUGUGGUGACAGAGCCCAGUGCGGUAUUACACGCGAGCUCAGCCAAUGUGGCAGCGCAGCUGCAGAAUGCAUUUUCUGAAAAGGCUGCCACGCAGACUCCGAAAACGACACGCAACCGGUCCAAGAGCACGCUGAUGCCAAAAGAUUCAGAUACGCUGCGGCGGUUCCAGUUUUCGGCUGCCCAGCCUGCACGUAGGCCAGCGGCUAUUCCGGUCUCGGUUCCAAUGCAGUCACCAUUGUCGGCGACGUUCGGUCUUGCUCCCCGCACCCCGGAGCUGGCGGUCAUGCGGAGGGCAGCUGAUGCAGCCACGGCACGGCCCCGGCGCAGGCGCUCACGAAGCCACGCGCCCAAGGUCAUCGAGAAUCCAGAUGCCCAGCGGGCACUCCAGGCCACAUCACCCCCAGUCGAUCCUGCUGCACUUGCGCAGCCUGUAGAGGAUGACACGAGCGUUGCAACUUCGCAGCCGCCGGCUGGUAACCGCAUAUCCCAGGACAGCGGCCAUGUUGACGACCGGACGUGCGGCUCGAUUUCCCUGGUCCACAAACUCCGCGAGCUCAAAAAGUACAGCACUAUCAAUUCGGACCACACCAGGCGGCUUGACCGAGAUACGCGCUAUACUGUUCGACGGGCCGUGUCCGAGUUCCUCUGCCAGGACGAGCUCGGCAAGCAGGUGUUUGACCAUGUGGUGACGAAUGUCGACAACAGUUUGUUUAUGAGAUUCAGCCGAUGCUCUGACACGCUGCUUGCACUCCCUAACCACUUCGGAGAAGCGUUCCGUAUGCAAGUGGUGAACCUUAUGAACUCCAAAUAUGACCAGGGGAUGAAGGCGUAUAGCAUGGCCAUGUACGCAUAUGUCCUGGAGGCAAUCAACGGACCAGACGUAAUCGACCGGCCACGCAACUGGGGUGAUAUUUCAGACUUCGCCUUGGAAUGGGCCAACCGCAAGCUCUCUGCUGCCCGGUACAUCUCUACGCCCGCGAUGGACGAGACCCACCUUCGGAUGGCCGCUUACCAUGUCGGCUCAGAGGCUGGCCAGUGUUUCUACGACAUGUACCGAAGGGACCUGGGUUGGCGCGUUUCCGACAGGGAGCUCCACCUGUUUUUAACUGACGAGCAGCAAACGCCUUCUGGGGAGAGAACCAAGCUGGACCUGCUGAAUCUCAAGCAUGUCAUUGACGUGUGGGUCGACGUGGCUUUCCGGCGGAAUGCAUCCAAGCACGGCCAUCUCACGUUUGCCGCAGCUGCCGAGCUCGUGAACAUCAACAUGGUGCUAACAUGGGGCAACUUGAAGAACGAAAGCGACAUUGCCGAAAAGUCGCUGACGUUUGACAGAAACUGCCUUGAAGUCGCUUCUCUCUAUGGCAUGGACGACAUGAAGGGUCUACCGGAUUCCAGUGUCGCCAACGAGCUCGCCCGGGCGUUUGCACGAAAGUUUUACGAUGACAACCGGGCUGAGCUCUUCCAGCUUGUCCUCUGCCAGCAUCAGUUUAUUGGUCCCGACUACGACGAGUUUGCCGACUGGGUAGCCCUUGGAUACGGAUGGGCCGGUGGAGGCAUCGACUACAACAUACUUUUCCAGCUGAACCAGUAUCUGCUUAGCAUGGGAUUCAAACCUAUUCGGAAGUACUGGGAUACUAUCAAGCAGGAUGUAGUCGUCUCUCUCCUCAACCUCGUGCACCAUAGCAAUACGUCGUUUGACUGGCAUACCGUCGAUGGGUUCCUCUGGCCGCGCGAGCAUGCAGACAAGAAGGAUUCCACCACUGGCCAGCCGCUGGAUCCGACAGCAUCUACUACCAUGGCAAUCGGGUACAAUCGCCUGCUGGGCCCGGCUAAUGACAGUCUCCAUAUAUCGCUGGUGGCAGGCGAGCUUCCAGGCGAUACGGGUGCUUCAGGGCUUAGUCGUCAGAGAACCAUCAAGAGGCUCGAUCCCGAAAAUGCCUCGCUGGUACAUAUCCCCGACCUUGCUGGAAUCGUUGAUGGCCCCUCUCUUGCUGACCAGCGUCGCUAUAACAACUCAAACAUCGAUGCGCCAGAACAGGCUGAAUCCUCGUCCGCCAAAGUCAGGCGGCGCCACACCACGGUUGUAUCCAAGGCCACCACGGUUACAGCACCUGGUGGGGAGCCUCCAGUAGAACUGGACAGCAUCAUGCCCGAAGACAGCCACACUAAUGGAAGGCAGGCAGAGUACGACUCGCCGUCAGCAAGCGUAUCGUUGCGUUUUAGCCGUACCAAGCAGAUACUGGACACAGGCUCGCCUGCACGCUCUGGGUCUGCACCUCCUCGCUCGCCCGAGUCCUUUUCGAGUGCAUUGACGUCUAACCCAAAAAUGUCAGGCGCAACUUCUGCUGAACUUCCACCCAGUAGCACAACUGCAGAUGAGGUUCCACCUACAUCGCUGCCUGUACUGACAUCUCAGCCGGCAUUCACCACUGAAGCAGCUGCGCUGCCCAUUCCGGCACCGAAGGGAUCUCCUGAUGGGUUUGCGCCGCGCUCUGACAGCUCAGGACAUUUAAAUGCAGCUGCGGUACAUGUGUCGCUGCCUGUGCACUCGAAGCAGGAGAUGAUCGAGACAGCGCAAGCGUCUAAGCCGUCCGCAUUCUCACAUUACAAGACAACCAGCAGUGCCCAGAGGCAGCUGGCAGGUGCUGCGAAAAAGCCAAAAUUCACUCUCAAACGGCCAGCAUCCCCGCACAACCAGGAAGCAGCUGAAGCUGCAGCCGGGCCAUUGAUGGCAGUGCAAAGCGCGCCGGAUGAUAUCCAGUCUCAGGCUAGUCAUGUUCACGGCAGCGAAGGAAGUCUCCAGGAGGCGUACCGACCAGUGCAGUCUGGUCCACAUUCAGCUGCUAGUGCAGCAACUGCACAGGCACCAGUGAGCAAUGGCUAUGCAACCCCACAUAUGUUGCAGCAGUCGUACGCCUACCCUCAGUACCUGCAGGCACAGCCACUACCCCCACAAUAUCCUCAGUAUUCUCAGCAGCCAACGCAGCCACCUCAACAGCCGACACAGCCACCCCAGCAGUCAAUGACCAGUCCUCAGUUCCAUACGCAGAGCUGGCAGUCGAUACCCCAGCCGCAAUACUACCAGCUGCAACAGCACCCGUCGAUGCAGUACGCUCUUCAACAACGGCCAGUCCAGUACGCACCGCAACAACCUGAAUACGCGCACCCGCAGCAGUAUCCGCAAGGAUACCAAUUCCAGGCUCCCGGACAGCAGCCUGCCCAGACUGGCGGGUACCCGGUCCAGCCGAUGGGCCAGCCUGGCAAUUACCCCACACAGCCCAUUGGGAAUCUGCAUCUGGCGCACAUGAACGACGCGGAGUGGGAGCGGUACAAGCAGCGGAUGGAGUACCAGGUGCAGCUGGCUGAGCGGCUACAAAGGGCGCAGAACCCAGGGUGGAGCGUGUAAUAGAUGUUUUGGCCACUAUUCCCUGCGCUGCAAAUGAACCAGUUUUCUGCUUGCAAAACAAUACCUGUUGUCGCCCGAGUGGAGCGAAUAGUGCAAAGGAUGCCAUUGCAGAUCUCUUUGUUUUUCGCAAGAAAACGGGUGCAAAAACAUCUGUGCGCACAGAUGGCUCUGCAGCGGUCUCUGGCGGUCCCUUUAGUCCCACCAAAGUCUGUGACAGGGCGGCGGAGCAGCUGUGGCCGGAGUUUGAAUCUCCGGAGGAUUUCCCCUCUGUCUGUGACACUGUCUGCAGCCAAGAACAAAGGGGACUAAUCGGAAAUGGUGCUUUAUUGCUAGACAAUAGCUGCGAGAAACUAAUGGGCGGCAAUAGAAAUCUUCCCCAUCCCUUAUUACGCGGUCUGGGAUCUUCGCCAGCGUCCCUUUUCGGCG
Molecule: messenger RNA, 4878 nt
Organism: Linderina pennispora
Lineage: Eukaryota; Fungi; Kickxellomycota; Kickxellomycetes; Kickxellales; Kickxellaceae
Exons: 1
Coding region: 160-4452 (1430 amino acids)
Source: RefSeq, a predicted model, not a curated record